Molecule: messenger RNA, 3423 nt
Organism: Cetraspora pellucida
Lineage: Eukaryota; Fungi; Glomeromycota; Glomeromycetes; Diversisporales; Gigasporaceae
Source: the annotation of a GenBank genome assembly
AUGGCUACAGAGGACGCUAUUCAACAACAGUCAAAGAGACUUGCCACUUACACAGCACCUUCUGACGUGUAUGAAGAUCUAGUGGGUAGUGACGAUGAUAUUGAUCCAUUUAAAGAGCGGCAAGGUUCUCGCAGAAUUAUUGAUCGACAGAGCGAAUACCACUCACGUAGAUUAAAUCGAGCGAUUUCACCAGACAGAAAUGAUCCUUUUGCAGAAGGAGAAGAUGGAAAGGGUGAUUCGCGCACCUAUGCUGAUGUUAUGCGAGAGGCUGAGUUAGAAAGAGAAGAGCAACGUGUUAGACGUAAAGUUGAGGAGAUAGUUAAAGAAAAAAAGGAAAAGGUCAAAGAGGCAUCGAUAGAACAAGCAGCUACUCAGAAGAAACGAAGAUGGGACAUGGAGACACCCGUAGAAGCUAAAUCAAGUUCUGAAUGGUCAAAACCUGAUGAUGAGGCACCUAUAUCAAAGAGCAGAUGGGAUGAAACGCCCAGGACAAUGGAUGAAGACUCUAGUUUAGAGACUCCCCGCAAAAGGAGCAGGUGGGAUGUUACUCCACAGGUUUCUACAAAAAAAUCUCGUUGGGACGAGACCCCUGCACAUCCGUCUGUCCAAAUGGGUGCCACUCCUAUUGGUAACCUUGGUCUUCUCACACCAACUCCAGGGCAUCUUGUUCUUAUGACUCCUGAAGCACAACGAUGGGAAAGAGAUUUAGACGCACGCAAUCGACCUCUUACAGAUGAGGAACUUGAUGCAAUGUUUCCUUCAACUGGGUACAAAAUUUUGGACCCACCACCAGGAUACGUUCCCAUUAGAACACCUGCUCGCAAAUUAAUGGCUACCCCAACGCCUAUGGGUGGUGAUGGAUUUGUGAUGUUGGAGGAGGACCGAAAUCAAACUUAUGACCUACCUGCUGAAAUUCCAGGUGUAGGCAAUUUGCCAUUUUUUAAACAAGAAGACAUGCAACACUUUGGUAAAUUAUUAGAAGACAAAGAUGAAAGCGAAUUAUCUGUUGAUGAGUUGAAGGAACGCAAAAUUAUGCGUCUUCUUCUGAAGAUUAAGAACGGAACCCCGCCCAUGAGAAAGACGGCGCUUCGACAAAUAACUGACAAAGCUCGAGAUUUUGGUGCAGGCCCCCUAUUCAACCAAAUCCUUCCACUUUUGAUGUCGCAAAAUUUAGAAGAUCAGGAAAGACAUUUGUUGGUUAAAGUUAUAGACCGUAUACUUUAUAAAUUGGAUGCUUUAGUUCGUCCUUAUGUUCAUAAGAUCCUUGUGGUUAUUGAACCGCUCUUGAUCGAUGAAGAUUACUUCGCACGAUGCGCUGCAGGAUUGCCAACUAUGAUUGCUACUAUGAGACCAGACAUUGACCAUGUGGAUGAAUAUGUCCGAAAUACUACUGCCCGUGCUUUUUCUGUUGUUGCGUCUGCUCAUGGUAUCCCUGCACUUCUUCCAUUUUUGAAGGCUGUAUGUAAGAGUAAAAAGUCAUGGCAGGCUAGACAUACUGGUAUUAAGAUUGUUCAACAAAUCGCUAUACUUAUGGGAUGUGCAGUACUGCCCCAUUUAAAAAAUUUAGUGGAAGCUAUUGCUCAUGGUUUAGAGGAUGAACAGCAAAAAGUUCGUACUAUUACCGCUCUAGCCAUUGCUGCUUUAGCUGAAGCCGCUGCACCAUAUGGUAUAGAGUCAUUUGAUUCUGUUCUCAAGCCUCUUUGGACUGGUAUUCGUAAACAUCGUGGUAAAGGGCUUGCUGCUUUUUUGAAGGCCAUUGGAUACAUUAUUCCAUUAAUGGAUGCUGAAUAUGCUAAUUACUAUACAAAGGAAGUCAUGAUUAUUUUGAUUCGAGAAUUUCAAUCUCCUGAUGAAGAAAUGAAAAAGAUUGUUCUUAAGGUCGUAAAGCAAUGUGCUGCAACUGACGGUGUUCAACCCAAAUAUAUUAAAGAAGAAAUUCUUCCAGAAUUUUUCAAAAACUUUUGGGUUCGACGCAUGGCUCUCGAUCGUCGAAAUUACCGCCAAGUUGUAGAAACGACUGUUGAACUCGCACAGAAGGUUGGUGUUACUGAAAUUGUUGGUCGAAUUGUUGAAGACUUAAAAGAUGAGUCUGAACCAUAUAGAAAAAUGGUCAUGGAAACUGUUGAAAAAGUUGUCAGUCAAUUGGGUGCAGCAGAUAUUGAUACUAGAUUGGAAGAAGUGUUAAUUGAUGGUAUUUUAUAUGCUUUUCAAGAACAAACUGUAGAGGACAUUGUAAUGUUGAAUGGGUUUGGUACAGUCGUCAAUGCUCUGGGACUUCGUGUAAAACCUUAUUUGCAACAAAUUACUUCUACUAUUUUGUGGCGUCUCAACAACAAAUCGGCAAAAGUUCGUCAACAAGCCGCCGAUCUAAUAUCUCGUAUCGCUGUUGUCAUGAAGACAUGUGGUGAAGAAAAACUCAUGGGUCACCUUGGUGUUGUCCUUUACGAAUAUUUAGGCGAAGAAUAUCCAGAAGUGCUUGGAUCUAUUUUAGGAGGAUUAAAAUCUAUUGUCAAUGUAAUUGGAAUGUCAAGCAUGACACCACCCAUUAAAGAUCUUCUUCCCCGUUUGACGCCUAUCUUGAAGAACAGACAUGAGAAAGUACAAGAAUCUUGUAUUGAUCUUGUAGGUCGUAUUGCUGAUCGUGGUGCAGAAUUUGUUAGUGCAAGAGAAUGGAUGCGCAUAUGUUUCGAGUUAUUAGAUAUGCUUAAGGCACAUAAAAAGGGUAUCCGUCGUGCCACGGUAAACACAUUUGGCUAUAUCGCUAAAGCAAUUGGUCCACAAGAUGUUUUGGCAACGUUACUUAAUAAUUUAAAGGUUCAAGAACGUCAAAAUAGAGUUUGCACUACAGUAGCCAUCGCUAUAGUUGCCGAAACCUGUGCACCCUUCACGGUCUUACCCGCGUUGAUGAACGAAUACCGCGUUCCAGAAUUGAAUGUUCAAAAUGGUGUUCUAAAGUCUCUUUCAUUCUUAUUUGAAUAUAUUGGUGAGAUGGGUAAAGAUUACAUCUAUGCCGUAACGCCGUUAUUGGAAGAUGCAUUGAUGGAUCGUGAUUUAGUGCACAGACAAACUGCAUGCACUACAGUCAAACAUAUGUCACUCGGUGUUUUCGGAUUAGGUUGUGAAGAUGCCCUUCUUCAUCUUUUAAACUACGUUUGGCCAAAUAUUUUUGAGACCUCUCCUCACGUCAUAAAUGCUGUCAUGGAGGCAAUAGAAGGUUUGAGGGUAGCGAUUGGUCCUGCAACGAUCUUACAAUAUGUAUUACAGGGGUUAUUCCAUCCCGCCCGUAAAGUCCGUGAAAUCUACUGGAAGAUAUAUAACAAUUUAUAUAUUGGUGCCCAAGAUGCUUUGAUACCAUAUUAUCCUCGUAUCGAGGAUGAUGAAAGAAACAAUUAUGAACGAUAUGAAUUAUCUAUGUGGCUUUGA